This is a messenger RNA of Diversispora eburnea, 1074 nucleotides long. Lineage: Eukaryota; Fungi; Glomeromycota; Glomeromycetes; Diversisporales; Diversisporaceae. The record is from the annotation of a GenBank genome assembly.
AUGUAUACAUUAAAUUUUUGGAAGUAUAUGAAAUGGAAAAACAUUGGGGGUAAGAGAGUACCAUAUGGUGGUCUUCCGUCAAGAAAUCAAACAACACCUACUCCUCAAGUGACUCACCCGAACCAAUCACCUGCUUCACAAUAUUUAACUGAUAUGUCAACACCACCUCGAAGACCUAUACCGACAGAUAACAUACAAGCAUCUUAUUCAGAACCUGGGACUCCUGGACAAACAUACAAUGCAAAUACUCCGGGAGCUUUACCACUGGAAAUGCGAGACCUUGAGGAAGAAGACGAUUAUGAUGAGGAAGAAGAAUAUGGUAUUAUAUUUUACUUAUUCCAAGGCAUCGAUUCUAAAGAAUUUGAGAGGACAUUAAGAUCUCAAUUAGAAAAUGAGAUUGAGUGGGCGUUUGAAAUAUUGGUUCAAUUAUCUUCAGAUGAAACGGAUGUACGAAAGCUUACAGGAAUUGAAUCCGGUAGCAUUUUAGCCAUCGACAAUGCAAAUGAGAAUAUUUUGGUGUUUCGAAACGUUUCACUUAAUGAUUAUAACGUCAAAUUUAUGGCAGGACAUAAAACAUUACGAAAAUAUUUAAUUGAAGCUCACUUAUUACCGGAGAUUGAACAAUUAUGUGAACUUAAACAUUAUUGUCUAGAGACAGUGGUAAAUAUAUCACGAAAUAUAAGAUUAAAGAAUAGCCAAAAUGAACUUAUCACAACCCUACUUAAAUUACUUUAUUCUAAAGAUAGUUUAAUUGUUUUAUUGGCAGUUAAUUCCAUGACAAAUUUAGCUUCCAAUGAAUAUAAUGGAGAGAUAGAUCCCGCAACUGUACAACGUUUAUUACAAUUAUUACUUAUCGAGUUAAUACUUGCGGUACUAUAUUGGUUUUAUCAUUUUGUUCGACUUUUAAUAAAUUUUUUACGUCACGGAGCAAAUGAUAAGGACUUUUUAAAUGAUCAGAGAACAUCAGUAUUACAAACAGAUAUUUGGUAUGCUUACCGAGAGAAAUUCAUGCAUUCGCAAUCUCAAAUGAUGCCAGCAGCAGAAGUCAUCAAACAUGUUGUAAAGCAGUUGUGA